UGCACAUCGCGAGCCGAUCCCUCCUAGUCUUACUUCGCCUAAAAUCGGCAGGAAGGCGUUUGAUAAAUGCAAAGAUUACCAAGAGGAACUGGUAUACCCGUGUUCCAAGAAUCAGGUUGGUGGAUGUUCCAGAAUCAACAACUGUGGACACGCUAGUGAGGAACUCAUUCUUGGGGGAGAGAUGCCCACUGUUAGACAAUUCCCGCAUAUGGCUCUGCUGGGUUUUGGAGAUAGAGAUAAUCUGGAAUGGCUAUGCGCAGGAUCCGUCAUUAGCGAGAAAUUCAUACUCACGGCUGGACAUUGCACUUUUGAAAGACAGAAUGGCAACGUAACUCACGUUCUUGUAGGCGGUUUAAAACGCUCAGAAAUGGACAAAGCGAAGAUACAUCGCAUCAAGAGGAUCAUCAAACAUCCGGAGUACAAGCCGCCGGCAAUAUAUAAUGAUAUCGCCUUGUUGGAGUUGGAGGUUCCUCUCACCCUAAGCAAAGAAGUAGUCCCAGCUUGUCUGAAUAUCGAUGACCAGGUGAAAGACCAUCGAGCCUUCGCCACGGGAUGGGGAGCUACCAUAUAUAAAAACCGGACAUCUAACAUUGAGAUUUUGCAAAAGAUGUUUCUAACGAAAUUCAGCAUAGAAGAAUGUCAGAGGUUACUCCGUAGUCCUAAGGUUAUUAUCAUUGAUCCCACCACGCAGUCGUGCUAUGGCGAUCAUACGCAAUCUAAAGACUAUUGUCAGGUAGGAAAAUCUCUUUAUUUUUAA
This is a messenger RNA of Hyposmocoma kahamanoa, 757 nucleotides long. RefSeq names its product serine protease 27-like. Gene Ontology annotation, molecular function: serine-type endopeptidase activity. The transcript has 6 exons. The record is from RefSeq and is a predicted model, not a curated record. The annotation marks the transcript as partial. Gene Ontology annotation, biological process: proteolysis. Lineage: Eukaryota; Metazoa; Arthropoda; Insecta; Lepidoptera; Cosmopterigidae.